AUGCCUAUCAACAAGAAGGAUGCCUACCAAAUCAAUUUCGACGCUGCGAAGGCCACGGAGGCUGAACACAACAUGACAUUGUGGCAGGGACUCAAGCUCUAUCCUAAAGCCAUUGGUUGGUCUAUUCUGCUGUCCGCUGCCAUUAUCAUGGAGGGCUUCGACAUUAGACAAUUCGGUGUCCAACUUCCAGACAUAACGUUUGAGAUUGCUGCUGCGUGGCAGACUGGACUUUCAAAUGGCGCUGUUGUUGGAGAGCUUCUUGGUCUCAUGUUAAAUGGAUGGAUCGCCGACCGUUUCGGCUACAGGAAGACGAUGAUUGGUGCCCUCCUUGCAGUCAACUUCUUGAUUUUUAUCGUGUUUUUUGCAUCACGAGUCGAGCAACUGCUAGUCGGCCUUAUUCUGCUAGGUAUCCCCUGGGGAGUCUUCCAGACUUUGACGACUACCUACGCCGCUGAGGUUUGCCCAGUCGCCCUCCUUAUCGGGCAAUUUCUUGCCUCAGCUGUCCUCAAAGGUGUAGCGACCCGCGAGGAUCAUUGGGCAUAUCGUAUUCCGUAUGCUCUGCAGUGGAUAUGGCCCAUUCCCUUGAUAGUCGGUAUCUUUCUCGCGCCUGAAUCACCCUGGUGGCUGGUCCGCCAGGGGCGUGUCGAAGAGGCCAAGACAAUGGUACUCCGUCUUACUUCAGCCAACCAACUCGAGAGCUUCAACGCCGACGAAACAAUUGCCAUUAUGGUACAUACCAACGAGAUAGAAACAGCUGCAACCGAGUCCAUUGGCUACUUGGACUCGUGCGGAUCUGGUUUCAUGGGUUACUCAACCUACUUUUACCUUCAGGCUGGUCUGGAUACCUCUAACGCCUUUACGAUGUCCCUUGUACAGUAUUCUCUGGGCGCUAUAGGCGUGUUCUGCUUGUGGGCUCUCAUCACCAAAUUCGGCCGGCGCACUCUUUACAUCGGCGGCCUUGUGAUCCUCUUCGUGCUACUCGUUCUUACUGGAUCUCUUGGAUUAGUGGCCAAAACCAACACUGGGGAACAGUGGGCUAUUGGAUCCAUGCUUUUUGUAUACACUUUCAUCUACGAUGCCUCUGUUGGUCCGGUGUGUUACUCCCUCGUGGCUGAGCUAUCCUCAACUCGGCUCCGACAGAAGACUAUCGUUCUUGCGCGCAAUCUGUACAACGUCGGUGGUAUCAUCAACAAUGUCCUUACCCCGAACAUGCUAAAUCCGUCAGCAUGGAACUGGGGUGCUAAAUCCGGGUUCUUCUGGGCUGGAUCAUGCUCUCUCUGCAUUUUCUGGUGCUAUUUCCGUCUACCCGAGCCCAAGGUCUCAGCUCGCAAGUUCGCAUCGACUUCAGUCGAUACAUUUACAGGCGCCAUUGAAACGAACGACAGCAAGGAAAAAAUGCACGUUCAGCAUAUUGAAAAGGCCUGA
This is a messenger RNA of Bipolaris victoriae FI3, 1425 nucleotides long. RefSeq lists its product as hypothetical. Lineage: Eukaryota; Fungi; Ascomycota; Dothideomycetes; Pleosporales; Pleosporaceae. Gene Ontology annotation, molecular function: carbohydrate:proton symporter activity. Gene Ontology annotation, biological process: carbohydrate transport; transmembrane transport. Gene Ontology annotation, cellular component: membrane. The transcript is spliced from 6 exons. The record is from RefSeq and is a predicted model, not a curated record. The coding region runs from base 1 to 1425 and encodes 474 amino acids.